UUCACGGAAUGAAUCCAUCUAGAGACGUUCACGAUGCCAGCACGAGCCGCCGCUUCACGCCGCCUUCCACCGCGCUGAGCCCGGGCAAGAUGAGCGAGGCGCUGCCGCUGGGCGCCCCGGACGCCGGCGCCGCCCUAGCCGGCAAGCUGAGGAGCGGCGACCGCAGCAUGGUGGAGGUGCUGGCCGACCACCCGGGCGAGCUGGUGCGCACCGACAGCCCCAACUUCCUCUGCUCCGUGCUGCCCACGCACUGGCGCUGCAACAAGACUCUGCCCAUCGCUUUCAAGGUGGUGGCUCUGGGGGACGUUCCGGAUGGCACUCUGGUGACUGUGAUGGCAGGCAAUGAUGAAAACUACUCAGCUGAACUGAGAAAUGCAACCGCAGCCAUGAAAAACCAAGUUGCGAGAUUCAAUGACCUCAGGUUUGUCGGUCGGAGUGGAAGAGGGAAAAGCUUCACUCUGACCAUCACUGUCUUCACAAACCCACCGCAAGUCGCCACCUACCACAGAGCCAUCAAAAUCACGGUGGAUGGACCCCGAGAACCUCGAAGACAUCGUCAGAAACUAGAUGAUCAGACCAAGCCCGGGAGCUUGUCCUUUUCCGAGCGGCUCAGUGAACUGGAGCAGCUGCGGCGAACGGCCAUGAGGGUCAGCCCACACCACCCAGCCCCCACACCCAACCCUCGGGCCUCCUUGAACCACUCCACUGCCUUUAACCCUCAGCCUCAGAGUCAGAUGCAGGAUACGAGGCAGAUCCAGCCGUCCCCACCGUGGUCCUACGAUCAGUCCUACCAGUACCUGGGAUCCAUCGCCUCUCCCUCUGUCCACCCAGCCACACCCAUCUCGCCUGGGCGGGCCAGCGGCAUGACAACCCUCUCAGCCGAGCUUUCCAGUCGACUUUCAACUGCGCCCGACCUGACGGCCUUCGGCGACCCGCGCCAGUUCCCUGCGCUGCCCUCCAUCUCCGACCCCCGCAUGCACUACCCUGGAGCUUUCACCUACUCCCCGACUCCCGUCACGUCGGGCAUCGGCAUCGGCAUGUCGGCCAUGAGCUCGGCCACGCGCUACCACACGUACCUGCCGCCGCCCUACCCCGGCUCGUCGCAGGCACAGGGCGGCCCGUUCCAGGCCAGCUCGCCGUCCUACCACCUGUACUACGGCGCGUCGGCCGGCUCCUACCAGUUCUCCAUGGUGGGCGGCGAGCGCUCGCCGCCACGCAUCCUGCCGCCCUGCACCAACGCGUCCACUGGCUCGGCGCUGCUCAAUCCCAGCCUCCCGAACCAGAGCGACGUAGUGGAGGCUGAGGGCAGCCACAGCAACUCCCCCACCAACAUGGCGCCCGCCGCGCGCCUCGAGGAGGCCGUGUGGCGGCCCUACUGAGUGAGGCUGCGCACGCGCGCUCCGUGCGGCCGGACGUCGUCCCGGAGGCGCCCGUCGGGUGCCCAGCGUCGCGUGGUGGCAAAGCCCGCGCCGGCCCCGCGGGGGAUGCUCGCCACCUGCCAACUGCCUGCGGUCGCCAUCUCUCGCUUCUGAAGUCCGCGCAGUUCGCCGCCGCUGUGGGCCCGUCUCAGAUUUUUUUCUUCUAACCUGACGCAACUUGAGGGUGUCCGGUUCACCGCCCUGUGGGCACUUCGUUAAGGCAAACAGGAAGAUUCCCGGAGGGAAACUGUGAAUGCUUCUGAUUUAGCAAUGCUGUGAAUAAAAGAAAGAUUUUAUAACUUUGACUUCACUUUUUAACCAAGUCGUUUAUUCCAAAGAAUAUGGAACUUGGGUUGUUUUUUUUUUUUUUUUUUUUUUUUUUUGUGGGGGAAGGGAGGGGCGGGCAGAGAUGCAACUCAUUCUGUUUGGCAUCUAAUUCAUAUUUUUAAUUUUCUUUUCCAGCACCUUAUAAAUUGCAAAAUGUGUAUUUGCAUUUGGGGUGGUUUUUUUUAUUUUUAUAUAUAUAUAUAAAUUUGAGCUUUGCUUCUUU
Messenger RNA from Capra hircus (goat), 1968 nucleotides. It is a transcript of the gene RUNX1, whose product is annotated as runt related transcription factor 1. The transcript is spliced from 7 exons. Gene Ontology annotation, molecular function: ATP binding; DNA-binding transcription factor activity, RNA polymerase II-specific; RNA polymerase II cis-regulatory region sequence-specific DNA binding. Lineage: Eukaryota; Metazoa; Chordata; Mammalia; Artiodactyla; Bovidae. The record is from RefSeq and is a predicted model, not a curated record. Gene Ontology annotation, biological process: regulation of transcription by RNA polymerase II; neuron differentiation; hemopoiesis. Gene Ontology annotation, cellular component: nucleus. The coding region runs from base 9 to 1379 and encodes 456 amino acids.